Messenger RNA from Antechinus flavipes (yellow-footed antechinus), 4547 nucleotides. Its product is annotated as deubiquitinase DESI2-like. Gene Ontology annotation, molecular function: deubiquitinase activity. Gene Ontology annotation, biological process: protein deubiquitination. The transcript has 5 exons. The record is from RefSeq and is a predicted model, not a curated record. Bases 1552 to 2124 code for a protein of 190 amino acids. Lineage: Eukaryota; Metazoa; Chordata; Mammalia; Dasyuromorphia; Dasyuridae.
CCUCCCCCAUCUCCCUCUCCAAUUAGCAGAGGCAUUCACUACCAGAAUCACUUAGCCCUGUGCCUGUGCCAGCCCUUGCCAGAUGCAUCAGUCUAACCGGCUGCAAGUAACGCUUCGGCUACGGCGUGGAGGGAAAUGUUUCAUUCGGAAUGAUCUGAUUCAGAAAUAGAGCUGCCCCUACUUCUUUCCCCUGCCCUGCCUUAUCCUGCCUUGCAAGGCAAGGCAAGGCAAGGCAGCCUUUACAUCUCUCUCCUUCCAGCCCUUAAGAAGCUGAAGGCAGGUGUAAUUAAAGGAGCAAAGUCCCGCGCAGACCUUCGGACUUCAGGUCACGGCUUCUGGAAAUCAGUCCAGAGGCUCAUUUCAGCACCUUGGAGAACUCCUGAAUGUGGACGCUCUAGAUGGCGCCUUAGCGGGCUGGGAGAUGACAGAGAACCCUUUCUACAGCUUGCCCUGAGGAGGGACCCACCCGAUUCCAGCUCUAUAUGGUCGAGCAGACGGAAUUGAAGCACUUUGGACAGAUCUUCUCAUUCUAUCUGGACUGAAGUUGUGGCUUUAGAUUCUGAGCUGACUGCCUAGCUCAUACAAGGGAGGCAUGGAGGACGACGAAGAGAGAGAUAUAGACACAUGCAUUUUCUCCUUUCCGUCGGUCCAGGGUGACCUUUAUCAAUAGGAGCAGAUCAGCUUCAAUCUCCAGGAUAGUUUCCUAGUAGGCGACUCUGUAAAUCUGGGGAGAGCGACAACCGAUAAACUCUCUACCCUCAUGGCUCUGGGCGAAAUUAUUCAUUCUGAAAUGAAUGUUGCUUAUUUGUUUAAGUUUUAUUCAAAUGCAUGUUUCUGGCUUUUUAAAGAGAAAAUGCAACUGCCUCGAAAUCAGAAACGGUAGAAAAAUUUUAGACACCUAUGAUUAAGAACCUCCUGCCUGCUACAAGCUGAGACUUGGAGCCUAUCUGAGGACUCUCAACUCCUGUCAGGGGAACUGCCUGCUGAGUGUAGAGCCCUUUAAACUGUUCGGGGUUUCAUGCAUCAUUUUAAAUGUGUACUUUGCCUAGAGUCUACUCCAUUUUCCUCCUAUUACCAUUCCUGAUAGAACCUUCUCUCCUCUCCUCUCUCUCGCCUCCACCUCCCCCAUCUUUCUCCUGUGUUCUGUGGACAUACGUAGCAAGACAGAGCUAGGGUUUGGAGCUCCCUGCAAUUGCCUUGACUUUUGCUUUUUUAGGUUUUUGCUUUUUGUUUUUUUUUUUACUUCUCCCUGGAUUACAAGAUUGGAUGGUGCACCGUUAAGUCCAGAAACCCUGAUGAGCCGCAGUGUUAGGAAGAAUCCUGGUGUGAGUGUGUUUGUACUGUUGUGUGUGUGGGGGUGCAAGAAAAAAACAACUUUGGAUCCCCAAAGCCCCCCUUUCCUCCUCAUGCAAGUUUCUUUGGAAGUCGUACGAUGAGGAGUUCUUUUGCAUAUAGCUGAGGGCAAAGCCCAAACAGUACCUGGGGGAGGGGGGCAACGCUGCAACGGGAAGGGAAAAUAAUAUUUGCCCCCAAUAUUCUCUACAAUCAACGAUGGCAAAUGAACCGGUGAUUUUGAAUGUCUAUGAUAUGUACUGGAUCAAUGAGUACACUUCUACUCUGGGCAUUGGUGUGUUCCAUUCAGGCAUCGAGAUUUAUGGCCGAGAGUUUGCCUAUGGGGGCCAUCCUUAUCCUUUCAGUGGGAUCUUUGAAAUUACACCUGGAAGUGCAGUGGAACUGGGAGAAACCUUUAAAUUCAAAGAAGCCAUAGCCCUGGGUACCACUGACUUUACAGAAGAAGAUGUGGACAAGAUCUUGGAGGAGCUGGGGAAGGAGUACAAAGGCAAUGCCUACCACCUCAUGCACAAGAACUGCAACCACUUCUCAGACGCCCUGGCAGAGAUCCUGUGUGGUCGGGAGAUACCUCGGUGGGUGAAUCGCCUGGCCUACUUCAGCUCAUGCAUCCCUUUUCUCCAGAGCUGCCUCCCUAAGGAAUGGCUAACUCCAGCAGCCCUGCAGACCCACAUAGGCCUUGGUCUACGUAAAGAAGACUCAGGCACGGCAGUGGACGAGGAGAUGCCCUCCACCUCAGGCGCCUCGAGGACCUGCAAACACACCCGCGUCUGAGCUGGGCCCUGCCACCCUCCUCCUCCCCUUUUUCUAGCCUCCUCUUCUACCCAUGACUUCUUCUAUUCCCUCUUAUCCCUCUUUUCCUUUUCCUGUUCUCCUCCCAGGAGGCUGGGGUUUUCUUUGCCUCUAUUGCUCUGAAAAGAAACUGAACCAUCUCACUGUUCCUUUGGGCCACUGAAACCUCCAUAACACUAGUGCAGUGACAAAAUCACAUGUGGAUGAAUGGGGAAGGGAUCUCUCCAAAUUGUUAGACUUUGGGGAACUGAGGUAUCUUUGAAGUCUCUCUACUUCAGAAGAAUUGUUCUUAUUCUAUAGUGAACCUGGACAAUCCCCUUACUCCCUCCUUGACACAGCUUUACUGUUCCCUAAGCCCCUUGUUUUCAAAGGAGAGAAGAGGAGCUAUUUGGGGCAAUGUUUCCAUCAGACCAGCAACAACAGCCCUUCCCUCCAAGUAUUCUCCCAUUUGGGGGAAUCAAGGAUUUUCUGAGGCAUUUGGAUAACAGGGUGACACUCUCCAGAUUUCCCACUGGAGGAUGUAUGUAUGUAUGUAUGUGUAUGUUUUGGGUGGCAUUUUAUAUUCAAAAAUCACAGGAUUUCAUAAAGACAGCAGAGAGAGGUUCAUUUUGUGGAUGGAGCAGUAGAAUUAGGAAAGGAAAGGAGGAGGGUUAAGCAUAUGAAUGAAAUAGGUUGAGAAAUGUGUUAAAAAAAAGAGACAACAAUUUCUGUGGUGUCUCUCUUUUAUCCCUUGUUGUAGACUGCACAAUACUGUAAAGCAACUGAAGAGAGCAGCACCUUUUCCCCUAAUUGCUGACUUCCUCCAAUACUAGAUCCCAAUAGGAAAAAUGGAGAGCAGUAGAGAGCUAUUUCUUCAGCUCUCCUUUUCCUUUUCCUUUUUUUUUUCUAUCAUUGAGAAUCACCCUUCACUGGACUAAGGAAAUACGCCUAAGAAUUCUGUGUGAGUUUCUGAGUGAGAACUCUGAGGAUAUCAUUUAAUGAGAGGAAUGAGAAUAGGGCCAGAAAGAUCUGUUUCCAGCAACUCAUCAGUGAUAACCCAUUGAGGCACCUCAGCUUUCUCCAGAGGCUUCCUUGCAUUGCAGGAGAUCAGCCCUGUACUUUUCAUAAGUCCUGUGGGGUCUGUACUUGUAUGAGGGGACAAAAGAUUAGGUAGUCAUAGAAUGUCAUGAUUGGAAGAGAUCCUAGAAAUAAUAAUCCAAUCUUAAGAUUUUACAGAUGAAGUAACAGCACUAGGGAGAUGAAAUGACCUGUUUUCAGUCACAUGGUUAAUUAACUACAAUGACAAGACUAGAAUCCAGGUCACUUAACCCUUAAUCUGAAGUGACUGCUCCAUUCACCAUAAGUUUAGAAAGUAGGUUUGGAAGGAAUUAAUUUUCUUCUAAAGUUAAUACCACCUGGUGGUGAGUGUGUGUAUAUGAAUGUGUGUAUGUAUGUGUAUGUGUAUGUGUAUGUAUAAAGAGGAAUAGGUGAAUGAUCUUAUGAUCAUUGCCCAUGCAUGGAUUGGAGUGAAAUAAAAUGUUGUCUCUGUGUUAACAUGAAUGGUUAUAAGCAUGUGCAGCAUGGGGAGAAGUUUAGAACAGUAUCAAUCUGUUUAGACAGGCAGUGUUUGAGUAUAUGGACUUAGGAAGACACUAGCAAGGACUACUAUUCAGAAGGAUCUAUUUCUUUUGGGACUGCUGUGGUUAGCACAAUCUUCCCAAAGAAAGCAAAUGGUGGACUCUGGUAUCCUUUGACAUUACAUCAUGCCUCUGUGAUGUAUGGGAGAUGUGAAGAAAUAGGAUUCAAGUCAGCUACCAUUUGGUGAGAGAUAUUUGGUCUCUAAAUAGCUCUUAGAUGGCUUAACACUAAUGGCAAAGACUCCUUAUAAUAUACUGAGUGAAGUUUAUGUGUCAUGAAUGAUCCAUUUGCCUCUCUGAAGGAGCUUUAUUCCUUAGGAGAACUAGAGUCUAGGAAUCCUAUUAGUUUUAGUUUAAGACGUGUGUGAUUUUGUGUGUGUGUGUGUGUGUGUGUGUGUGUGUUUAAAAUUUCUUGCUUUUGUCAUUCAUUUCUCCUACUCCACAAUUUUUCACCAAUGUGAAUAUACAUUUUCUUUCUAGUAUUGUUUCAUCUGGUAGAUAAUAGAAAAAAUGUAAGAAGAAACACUGGAUCCACUUUUCUGAGUCUUAACAAGACAAACAAGCUGGUAUGGUAUCCAGAUAGCUCUUUCUGAAACUCUACCAGAUUGACUAGCUUUCCUAAUAGAAGUCUUGGGUUUCUGUUCCAAGAAAAAUUAAAUUGCCACAAUGAGGAGAAAUGCUUUGACUAAGUCAGACUUUUUAUUGUUUUCUCUAGAAAUGGGAAUUAACCCAAACAUAAUUCAGACAUUCAUAAAAUAAAUUAAAAAUAAAACUAAAAUGAAUUGGAAA